AUGGCUCAGGACGGCGGCCUGGACAUAGACGAAGAUCUGUUCGUAGACGCUCUCCCAGACUAUCUAAAGUGUCCGAUCUGCCUGUGUGUCCUCCAGUCGCCGUUCCAGACUCCGUGCGGACACCGUUUCUGCAGAGACUGCAUACAACCCGUCCUCAAGACCCGAAAUAACGUCUGCCCGAAAGAUCGCACCGUCAUAGACGCUACCAACACGUUUCCCGACAAUGCGGCGAGGCUCCAGAUAAACUCUCUGAGGAUCAAGUGUCCGAAACACGCGUCCGGAUGCGUGUGGGUGGGCGAGUUAUCGGACGAGGCCGGACACGAGCAGUCGUGCGAAUAUUUCCACGUCCUGUGCAAGCUCUGCGGUGAUCUUUUCCCGAGAGUCGGACUCUCGUCUCACGAGCCGACGUGUCCUAAACGCCAGCUACCUUGCGAGUAUUGCGGGCUGGAGUUCCGUCUCUCCGACCUUUCCCCGCACUACACGACGUGCCCCGAGUACCCCGUCCCUUGCCGCAACAAGUGUCCCGCGGGAAAAGUCCCACGCAAAGACGAGGAAUCCCACUACACCAACGAGUGCUCGAAGGAACUCGUCGAAUGCAAGUUGGCUGCGUUCGGAUGCUCCGAACGAGUUCCGCGAAGCGAAAUGGGUGAUCACCUGGUCACGUGCGCCCCACAACGAACCCUAAGCCUCGCAAAUACCGUCCUGAAGCUGCAAAAGGACGUCCAGGAGCUCUCUCUGGCAUUUGCACAGCAGAAGGAGCAGCAGAAGACAGUAACCAACACCCUCUACCCCUGUGUCGGACAGUUCACCUGGAAACUGGAAGACGUUCGGCUCAAAGUGAAGCAAGCACAAGCCAGGGAGUCCCCCGAGCCAGUCAUGAUAUACAGCCCUCCUUUCUUCUCCCACGAAGGCGGCUACAAGAUGUGCCUCUGUGUGUACCCUGCAGGAGACAGUAAUCUAGAUUGCCUCUCUGUUUACUUUGUCAUCAUGAAGGGGCCCUACGACAAAAUCCUCCCGUGGCCGUUUCAGAAAGCGAUUAGGAUCACUCUCCUUAGCUGCCGAGAAGGUCCGGGGAUUGUCAAGGACAUAAAUCCGGACCCCAAGUUGCACUAUUUCCACCGACCGGAGAAACCAAAGAACGUCGGUUACGGCUACCCCAAAUUUAUAUCCCUCCAGAAACUUCUGUCUGAUCACUCCGAGUAUUUGGACGGCGAUUCCGUGUUCAUCCGCUGCGAAAUUUUUCAUUCUUAG
Messenger RNA from Geodia barretti, 1251 nucleotides. Lineage: Eukaryota; Metazoa; Porifera; Demospongiae; Tetractinellida; Geodiidae. The record is from the annotation of a GenBank genome assembly.